AUGGAGAAGAUUUGGCCAUACUUGGCAUUUGCUUUGGUAAUGUGCUUGAUAAUCAGCAAUGUAGCGGCCGAUCACGAUUCUUGUGGACGUGAUCCACCACCACCGUACUACUAUGCAUCACCUCCUCCACUUCCAUACGUGUAUCCAUCACCACCUCCUCCACCUCUAUACAGGUAUAAGUCACCACCGCAAAAUUCGAUCUGGAUUAAUCGUUUCGCACGUCAUUUUAAAAUUCAUUUGGUUAUUGGGGAUUUCACUAUAAAAGCUAUCAAGCCCACCCGUGUAUUGCACACAAUAGUAAUGGAAAUCAUCCUUAAUUUGUGUAGAGUAGAAGUGCAAAGUGGUGGAAGUUUUAAGUGUCUUGUUCUGCCCAAAAUGGCCAAGAUUUGGCCACACUUAGCAUUUGCUUUGGUAUGGUGCUUGAUAAUCAACAUUGUAUCGGCCGAUGACAAGCCUUAUGGUGAUCCUCCUCCUCUUCUAUCACUACCACCACCUCCGUACUUCUAUGCAUCACUUGCACCUGCACCAUAUGAAUAUGAGUCUCCACCAUCUCCUGAGUACUACUCACCACCACCGUACUACUAUGCAUCACCUGCACCUGCACCAUACGAAUAUGAGUCUCCACCAUCUCCCGAGUACUAUUCACCUUCUCCUUCUCCUUCAUAUGUUUACAAAUCACAAACACUUAUGCCAUAUGAGUACAAAUCGCCAACACCUUCUCCGUACAUGUACAAAUCGCCUCCUCCCCCUCCAUAUGAGUACAAGUCACCACCACCUCCUCCAUAUGUAUACAAGUCACCCCCUCCACCUCCUUAUAAGUACAAAUCACCUCCUCCUCCUCCAUAUGAGUACAAGUCACCACCUCCUCCUCCGUACAUAUACAAAUCACCUCCUCCACCUCCGUAUAAGUACAAAUCACCUCCUCCACCUCCGUACGUUUAUAAGUCACCUCCACCUCCUCCAUAUGUUUAUGAGUCACCUCCAUCACCUCCAUACACGUACAAGUCACAGCCACCUCCCCCAUAUUACAAGUAAUCUCUAGUCUCUCCCUCCGUUUACAGGUCCCCACAUCUUUCCAUCUUGUUUCAUCUCCAAGUUUCUACCUCUACCUCCUCAAAUUUUCAGGUCUCCGCUCCCACCAUCUAUAUUCCGUAUGACAAAAUAUUACUACAGUAGUUGCUUCUUUACUCGCCUUGCAGUUCCACUUUUAUUUGGUUUUAUCCAAGAUGGAGGCAUAUGUUUGUUGUUGGUGUAAUAAGAGAAAGGCAUGCCUUUAUUACCACAAGCAAUCACCAGUUGGUUUUCAGUAAACCCUAGUGAUUACCGAGGGUUGAGGUUUCGCUAUGUUCUCCAUAAACUUUCAUUUAUAUUAAUGAUUUAGACUCUCA
Hibiscus syriacus is the source of this 1388-nucleotide messenger RNA. RefSeq names its product extensin-2-like. Lineage: Eukaryota; Viridiplantae; Streptophyta; Magnoliopsida; Malvales; Malvaceae. Bases 1 to 1035 code for a protein of 344 amino acids. The transcript has 2 exons. The record is from RefSeq and is a predicted model, not a curated record.